AUGCAACAAUCUCAGCAUAACAUGGCCGCCCUCCUGAACCCAACAGUAUCGUGUAUUCUUUAUAAUUCAUCAUCAAUCAACAGACUCCACAAUUCUGAAGCUGAACAAAAAAAAAAGAAAGGGGCAGUAAAAGAGCAUGAUCAGAAGACGAGAAGUGCCGAGGGGUCGCAGCAGCACCCAUCCAAGAUGCAGCAAAAGCACAAUAAAGAGACGCUGCAGUCAAAUCAACAUACAAAUAGGGAAAUUAAAGGUGAAGGCACCAACCAUUGUUCAAUAAACCUGGAAGUUUUUCCUGAUGAUGAUGAUGGAGCAGCAGCAUACUGUGGGGCAACCAUCACAGGCGGCCCUUCAUGAUCAUAAUAUCACAUAUGAAAGCAAACGCAUGAGAACUGGCUCUAAGUGAUCGAUAUGGAGCGAACAUGAAGAGCAGUAAUUAAGUUGAUGCAUCACCUUGAGCCGGGCUACUCAUGGCAGAGCUUUUGGAGAAGCUUUAGAGAUCAGCUGAAUAUAAUUAAGAAGGAAGCACAGAGCAGGACAGGACAGCAGGGGGAGAUGAAGACGUUCGGUUUGUACAGAGGCAGAUAUGGAUGAUCAGGGGAUUAAGUAAUCCAGUCCGAGAUUUUUAAUUCUAUACUUGAAAUUAUU
This is a messenger RNA of Zingiber officinale, 645 nucleotides long. RefSeq lists its product as uncharacterized. The transcript is spliced from 2 exons. The coding region runs from base 1 to 354 and encodes 117 amino acids. The record is from RefSeq and is a predicted model, not a curated record. Lineage: Eukaryota; Viridiplantae; Streptophyta; Magnoliopsida; Zingiberales; Zingiberaceae.